UCAACGUAACAGUAGAGGUAAGUCGGUAACUCCCUCUAUAUAUACAAAAAAAAGGAGAUCAUCACUUACAAUCUAAACACUUUGUAAGCAAGUGACUUAGUGACAACAACAACAACAAAAACUUGAGCUUACAAGAAAAAUGACUCUCAAGCUUGUCUUCUUGGCUGCCUUCAUUGCACUUUGUUUUUCUUUAAGUGUUGCGAGAGAGAUGCCUAAGGAUGUAACGGUGCCCUCGGAGCCUUCUCAUGGUCCCCCGUCGCAACCUGGUUAUGGGCGGUGGCCGUCGCAGCCUCGUCAUGGGCUGCCUGGUCAUGGGCAGAUGCCGUCGAAGCCUGUUCAUGGGCGGUCACCGUCACAGCCUGGCCAUGGGCAAGUGCCGUCGCAGCCUGGUCAUGUCCAUCUACCGGUGCUGCCUGGUCAUGGACGGCCGUCACCACCACCACUGGAUGAUACGACAGAGAUGUCCAAGGAGAAAAUGAAGGUGCCGCCUUGUUAUGUGUCGCCUCCACCACCAAUGAUGUAAAAGA
Capsella rubella is the source of this 527-nucleotide messenger RNA. RefSeq names its product extensin-like. Bases 140 to 523 code for a protein of 127 amino acids. Lineage: Eukaryota; Viridiplantae; Streptophyta; Magnoliopsida; Brassicales; Brassicaceae. The record is from RefSeq and is a predicted model, not a curated record. The transcript is spliced from 2 exons.